CUGCAGCCAGUAACUUCAGGCUGGGGAGAGGCCGCAGCGGCCCCGUCGGCUGCAGCCACCUCCUGCCCAACUCCAAGACCAACUCCGCCCUCGCGCCGCGGCGGCCCGUGCAAGGCCAGGCAGAGGCAAGCGGGCCGCUUGGAACGCUGGUCCGGGCCGUUCGGGUUCCGGUGUCACUAUGGCGACCGGACGCGGCUGGAUCCUGCAGCAGCACAGCCUCGGGCUGGCGUGGGCAGCGGCUGCUCCCCAGCCCCUGGCGCCGCCCGCCCUCACCAGCCGGAGCCCCCCGACUUCCGCGGCUCCUCCUCCAGACCCGGACCGCGGCAGCUUCGCCGUGCGGCUCAGUAAGAGGUCAGGAAUCUUCGCUGCCAUGUCUGCGAAACUAUCUGAAACCCAAAAUAUUUGCAUUCAAAGGCCUUAUCAGAAGACUUCUAUGAAAUCAAAAUUUUGCCUAUGCAUUGAGUGUAUGCCAUCAGAGAUACUACUGAAGAUAUUUUCUUAUUUGGAUGCUGUAUCCCUGUUGUGUAUCGGUUGUGCGAAUAAACGCUUCUAUCAUCUGGCCAAUGACAAUGUGAUCUGGUUCAAAAUUUACUCCAGUUUUUUUCCACCUAAAAGAACAAAUUGGAAAACUAAAUCUGUUGAAAGAACAGCUGUCUUACUAAGCCAUGCUACGAUUCAGGACAGAGAAUCGGGAUAUUGGAAGAACGAAUAUAUCAUGAAACAAAUAGCAACUGGCAAAACUAGAAUAAUUCAGCUUCUGAAACCUAUAAACCCUUACACUGGCCUUCCACUUAAAACCAAAGAAGCUAUCAAAACAUAUAGUUUGAGUUGGGUGAUUGUACUGAAGGACAGAAAUGGAAAGGAACAUGUAAUGGAGCAAGUGGACAUCUCUUAUAAUGACACAUCUAUUACUGUAUUUUGGUAUGGUACAAACUGGCCAUGUUUAGACACCUUGUCAACGCUGGAAUUAUGUGGAGUGACACCAUUGCUUCUUGACCAAUAUAAAAUUCCCACCAAGAAUGAACCUCGGCGACGUUCCUUAAUUGCUGAGUUCAACCUUACUAACCUCACUAAAGUGACAACAAUGAUUGGCUCUGACAUGCUUGUGCAACUUUUCCGUUUGAACCCAGGACUCCUGGUGGGUCUCUGGAAGAAAGGAAAUGGAAUUGCUUUUGUUACGGCGAGUCUUCAUCAUCAUCAACUUAUUGAGAGAAGCACUUUGGGCUCCGCCACUAUACAAUAUAUCCUGCCCCCUCAUAAACCUAUACUGGAUGAUGUUGACCCAGAAUAUGGACUGCAUGGCUACCAACUACAUAUUGAUAUGCACAGCGGAGAACAAACUUACAUGUGUGGUACAUUUCGCAAUCUGUUCUGCAGAAAAGAUUACAUUCGAAAUGGAUACUUGAGGCUUACAGUUAUAAGUUUAAAAAAUAAUUCACAACAUUUGCCUCUUGCUGGGAAAAUUGGCUUCUUCUGGAGAACUGAUGUGUUUGAAGGCAAUGUACAGAACUGUUACGUGAUGGAUGUGACCCUCUUGGAUGAAACCGAAAAACCCUUCUGGUGUUUCAGUGCCCCAGUCUACAUGAAACUUUCUUCCAAGGCAUCCUGCCUUUAUGACUAUAUGGGCCACAACUAUGACUUAAACUAUGUGGAUUCAGAGGGUAAAGUCCACAUUGAGCUGCUUUGGAUAGAAGAAACCAAGGAAUACUAUAUAGUCAAUCUGGUUCUUUAUCUAAGCAUUGAAAAAGUUAACCACUGGUUUGGAACAAAAUACUGAUUCUAAUAAUUUGAGCAGUUACUUUCCCUGCUGGUAUUUAGUUGAUUUUUGGGGG
This is a messenger RNA of Malaclemys terrapin pileata, 1832 nucleotides long. It is a transcript of the gene FBXO15, whose product is annotated as F-box protein 15. The transcript has 10 exons. The record is from RefSeq and is a predicted model, not a curated record. Bases 179 to 1777 code for a protein of 532 amino acids. Lineage: Eukaryota; Metazoa; Chordata; Testudines; Emydidae. Gene Ontology annotation, molecular function: protein binding.